AUGGCCAUUCUCGCAGCACUCGAGGGCACAGGCUCGGUCAUCUACUCAAACUUAUUCGUCAAGCUCCCAGCCCCCAGCUCAAAGGACAAUCUUUUAGAACAAGUCUUUGUGGUCACUGGUGGUAACGGUGGUCUAGGGUACGAGUCUUGUCUUCACCUCUCAAAGCUUGGUGUUGGCAAACUGAUUAUUGCCGUCCGCAACAAAGCCAAAGGCGAGGCGGCGCGACUGAAAAUUCUCGCUUCUACCAAGCAGCCUGAGUCCUCAAUUGAAGUUUGGACAAUUGAUAUGGACAACUAUGACUCGAUCAAAGGAUUUGCUGCUCGUGUUUCAUCCGACCUGCCUCGACUUGAUGGCAUUCUGGCCAACGCGGGGAUUAUGACGAGUAAUCUUGCCUGGAGCGAAGGCAGCGAAAGUUCACUGAAUGUGAAUGUCAUCUCUACUUUUCUUCUUUUCUUCCUGCUUCUCCCUAAGAUGCGAGAGUCCGGGACAAAGACUGGCAAUCCUUGCCGAUUCACCAUCCCCAACAGCGCCUUGCAUUACAUGGCUCCUCUUGGCGAGCUUCAGCCAGGAAAGGGGAGCAUUUUGGACCGCCUGAACAAUGAGAAGACCGCAAACAUGGAGGGCCGAUAUUCCCUCACUAAGCUCCUGGUACUUUACGUCGUCCGCGAAAUCGCAAAGAGAGCGCCCUCGUCCGGCGAAACAGGGCACUUCAUUAUCAACACACCCAACCCCAGCUUCUGCAAGUCGGACUUGGCUCGGGAGAAUGCAGACAGUGCUGGCUUCAAGGUGUUCGAGAGAGUUCUGGCUCGCUCUACAGAGGAAGGCAGCCGAGCUCUUCUCAACGGAGUGUUGGGUGGAACAGAGACUCAUGGUCACUAUCUGAACAAUUGCCAAGUGCAGCCGAGCCCAGCGUGCCACGUUACAGACAAGUUUGGGCAGCAGGUGCAAAAUACUUUCUUCGAGGAGCUCAUUGGCAAACUCGAAAGUAUCCAACCGGGUGUAUCCUUGACCCUUUGA
Molecule: messenger RNA, 1017 nt
Organism: Clonostachys rhizophaga
Lineage: Eukaryota; Fungi; Ascomycota; Sordariomycetes; Hypocreales; Bionectriaceae
Source: the annotation of a GenBank genome assembly